This is a messenger RNA of Aspergillus versicolor CBS 583.65, 927 nucleotides long. RefSeq lists its product as uncharacterized. The coding region runs from base 1 to 927 and encodes 308 amino acids. The record is from RefSeq and is a predicted model, not a curated record. The transcript has a single exon. NCBI's taxonomy places the organism in Eukaryota, Fungi, Ascomycota, Eurotiomycetes, Eurotiales, Aspergillaceae.
AUGCUUUGGCUGGUUUUAUUGUCCAUCCUCCCUGCUGUCCGGGGGCAGUGUUCGCAGGAGUGUGGCCCAGUUUCCUCGCUUUUAUCAUCCUGCGCGCUGCCUGAUCUCGACUCGGACUGGCACGACUUCCAGCAUCUGCCCAUCGAACGCAAUCUCUCCGGUCGGGAAUACGCGCCAUUCGGAAAUGGUCCGUCAACGGCUCGGAUUGCGACCUACGAUGAAGCGCAAUGCUUCUGCACUGAAGCCAUCAGCUCACUCUCAGACUGUGAAGCCUGUGCCCGCUCAGCAUGUCCUGGCUCAUGCUAUUCCGACAGCGAGUCGGAUUCCCCAGCAGCCAGGCAGAACAAGAUUGCAGGCUAUUAUCAUGAGGACUGCAAGGCGUUCGGUUAUUUCGCCAACUCGACCCUCUCCUCUCCCUCUACUACUGUCUCCUCCAUGCCGCCCGCGACUGAAGCACCGGACUACAAUAGCGACUGUGGAAUCUGCGGUGUAAUCCAUGGGCAAAUCAGGGACUGUGACCUUGUUGACCUCGACGCAUCCCCGCCACCACCUCGGACGAGUGUACUCGCGGAGGGAUACGAUUACUACGGAAACGUCCUACUCAACCGAACGGCUGCCGAGUGCCUUUGUACACUCCCUGUCCUACGACGACUCGAUGGCUGUAGGCAGUGUAUCACGACGCAAAACGACGACCUCUUGGAAGUCUUUGAUAUGUAUCGGUCCGAAUGCCAGGAUCUAGGAUACUGGACUGACGUCCACGUUGUGGAAUAUGAAAACUCCCCGAGUAGUAGCAGUAGUACUCAACCUGGAUCGAGCCCGACUUCAACACUGGAAUCUUCGCCGACUGGUGCCGGGGCUGGUAUCACAUCAAGAGGAUUGUUGCUGCCACUUGCACUAGCUGCUUCUAUGUUACUUUGUAUCUUCUGA